Petromyzon marinus (sea lamprey) is the source of this 4913-nucleotide messenger RNA. Its product is annotated as corticotropin-releasing factor receptor 2. Lineage: Eukaryota; Metazoa; Chordata; Hyperoartia; Petromyzontiformes; Petromyzontidae. Gene Ontology annotation, biological process: adenylate cyclase-modulating G protein-coupled receptor signaling pathway; cell surface receptor signaling pathway. The record is from RefSeq and is a predicted model, not a curated record. Gene Ontology annotation, cellular component: plasma membrane. Gene Ontology annotation, molecular function: G protein-coupled peptide receptor activity; peptide hormone binding; corticotrophin-releasing factor receptor activity.
CACAUUGCCCCCUCGUGCACGCGGUGUUUGUGUGUGUGUGUGACCGCGCAUGUAAAUCGCUCAGUUACCACGGUGUAGCCGAGCCGCCGGUGUCCGUGCUGGGUCACUCCGCGCUCAUAAAGAGUCUGUGACCAGCGUGCGGUUUUGCGAGGUGUCUUAUAGGUCAGGAAUAUAAGCGAACCUAUGUUGUGGUUAAUAAUAGCCUACCUACGUGCGAUAGGAGUUGAGCAUUAGGUGCGAGGCGACGCGCCAAUACUUGUCCCGGUCGACGAAUCAAAUCUGCUUUUACCCUUCAGCGUGAAGUUAUAGUUGGCACAGCAUAUGGGUCCGCACCAUAUAGCUCGCUUCUCCUAUACGUUUGCAUAAUCCAAUUAAGCGACUGUAGGAGAGACAACCGCGCUGAUAGAGGCCCCCGCGUGAGUUCCAGGGGAAGACCAGCCGGCCGUGGUUUAUAAAUAGCGAUGGGCCUGCGCGUCUUUGCGCAUUUCAGAUGCAUCUGGCGCGCUCUGCGCCGUGCCAUGAUCGGCAGUGGCCUCGCUGGCUGCGAGUGGCAGUGCGCGCUCGGAAGGUGAACGGGGGUCGAUAGCUACAGCAAAGCCACGUGGACUGAAUGCGCAGUCGCGCUCCACUUGCCAAUCCGGGAGUGCGCGCUCAGCUCAGUCGAGACUCGCCAAGGCAACUCGUCGCACACGUUCGUGCAAAUCAUUUGCGUCGCUCUCAAUUAGCUCACCGUGCGUGUACGCGCGUGCGCGCGCUUGCCGUGCCAAGAGAGCAGCGCGCUUAGUUGUGCGAUGCGCGAUAACUAUCCCAGUACACAGCGCUGAUGCUAAUUUUAUUUGUGUAUUUGACGCAGCGCGUUGAAGUCCAUAAAACGCGCACACGCGUGCGUACAACAGCUUGAGUUCACAGGUAGACAACGAGUUAAAUACGCGGACUCACUGCGAGUCACUGAAAAGGCGCUAUCACUCCACCAGUAGUAGCAGCAGCAGCAGCAACGCCCCCGCAUAGAUGACCAGCACAUCGGUUUCGCUUUCAGCAGUUUCUCCGUGACUCUACGUCGAGGUCGUUCCGUCUCGAAGACGUCGCGAUAGGUAACGAGUAAGGGGGGGGGGGGGGUAGAUGGGUGGUCGGCGCUGAUUGCACCAGGCCCGUUCAGGUGCGCGAGAGGCGAAGUGAGCGGAGGAGUCGGGGCCGUGGGUGGCGGUUGUGCGAUUAAGGUGGUUCCUGUGCAGAUAACAGCCGCUGCUGUUAUCGAACUCUUAACACUCGAGUUAUUGUCCUGGUUUCGGCUCACGCGAACCAGAAUCUCAUCGCCAUCUUCUCCACCUCGACGCGUGCGUGCGUGCGUGCGAGAGAGAGAGAGCAAGCCCGCACCGAUUGAAGAAGUACUUGAGAUAAUCCGACAAAUAUCCGCAGCGGCACCGACGUCGUCAUCACGAGGGAAGAGCCGAGGAGCCCGUAGCGACCUCCCGCGCAAGGAGCUGCACGGGCCCGGACGAAUUCGUCGUGCAUUUUUUUGCUUGUUUGUCUCGUCGAGGCAAGAGCGUGCACCGAACACGCGCGGGCUACAAUGGGCAGACGGGGAGUACUGGUGGCCGAGGCGCUGUGCGUCGUGUUGGGGUGCUCCAUCACGAGGAUCCUGAGCGAGCAGGGAUGCGAGGCGACCAUCGUCGCUACCAACGCCACGGGCCCCUUCUGCAAUGCGACCCGGGAUGAGAUCGGGACGUGCUGGCCCAGCAGCGAGGCGAGUCGCGUCGUCAUAAGACCCUGCCCGGAUCGGUUCAACGGCGUGCAAUACGACACCAGCAAGAGCGUGUACCGCGAGUGCAUGGCGGAUGCCACGUGGGCACGGCGCUCCAACUACUCGCUGUGUGAGGCAAUCAUCCUGAGCAAAAGGAACAGCCAACACUACAAGGUGGCGCUUGUUGUGAACUACUUGGGCCACUGUGUCUCCCUUCUUGCACUCAUGACGGCCUUCACCAUCUUCUGGUGCCUCCGCAGGAGCAUCCGCUGCCUCCGGAACGCGAUCCACUGGAACCUCAUGACCACGUUCAUCCUGCGCAACGCCACCUGGUUCCUGCUGCAGCUCAUCGACCUGAGCACGCAGGAGCGCAACGAGCCCUGGUGCUGCAUCAUCAUCACCAUCUUCAACUACUUCCAGGUGACCAACUUCUUCUGGAUGUUUGUCGAGGGCUGCUACCUCCACACAGCCAUAGUCAUGACUUACUCCACCGACAAGCUGCGCAAGUGGAUCUUCAUCUGCAUCGGCUGGGUUAUACCCGCGCCGAUCAUCAUAAUCUGGGCCAUGGUGAAGCUGCAUUUCGAAGAUGAAAAGUGCUGGUUUGGGAAAACGCCAGGGAAGUACAUCGACUACAUCUACCAAGGGCCAAUUAUCCUCGUGCUGCUGAUCAAUUUCAUUUUUCUCUUCAACAUCGUGACGAUUUUGAUGACCAAACUACGAGCAUCGACAACCUCGGAGACCAUCCAGUACAGGAAGGCCGUGAAGGCCACGCUGGUGCUGCUGCCGCUGCUCGGCAUCACCUACAUGCUGUUCUUCGUGAACCCAGGCGAGGACGAGAUUUCGCAGGUCAUCUUCCUCUACGUCAACUCCUUCCUCAUGUCCUUCCAGGGCUUCUUCGUGUCGGUGUUCUACUGCUUCUUGAACGGCGAGGUGCGCUCUGCAAUCCGCAAGCGGUGGCACCGCUGGCUGGACAACCACGCGAUCCGGGCGCGGGUGACGAGGGCCAUGUCCAUCCCCACGUCGCCCACCCGUAUCAGCUUCCACAGUUUCAAGCGCACCACCUCCGUGUGAGAGAAACGCAGCCAACAUAUGCCCUGGCCCCUUCCCAUUCAUCUCCCCACCUCUGCCAAAACACUUCAUAUUGUAUUUUUUUUUUACCACCACCAAAAUGUAAUGACUGUAAAUUAGCCACUUGAGCAGCCGGAUGGACACGCGCGUGUAGCCUUGUGCACGCCCGGACACACGAGCGUGUACCCUUGUCCGCGCCCGGGCGGACAAGCAUCAUUGUACCAUCGAAACAUAUAACAACACACCCACCCCUGAUACGGUACACAACAAUACCAAGACAGGGAAUGCCCUAUCUGGUCGUUUUGAAUGCCUGGUCAGUGGCUAGUUAUAUAUAAAGACAAAGAUCCCGCAUAUAGUCAAUAAUAGACUGUUAGGGCAAGUGCUGUUAGUGAGCAUCUAUGAAGGGUGGCACGGCACACGAGGGGGUGGGCGGCCAGCACCGUGCCCGACCGCCUUUGUCUCCCCAGUGGCGAUGUUUAUACACCGCACCAGGUACUCAUCUGAGAUUGAGUCGAAUCAGGGGAGGCAUGGACCAGUUCAGAUAAUCGCAAUCACCGGUGUUCGCCGUGAGCGGGAACCGAACUCAGGUCACUGGGUUCGUGACGCCGUAACGCGCCAACCACUAGAACUCCCGCACACAAUCACAAAACAGUUGCACAAAUUUGAGUAAUCUUACGGGGGCGCAAGCUCGCCGCACGCACACGCAAGGUUGACACCCACCUCGCGCACUCGGUAGGCACGCACGCCAAACGCACACACUACCGCUGCGGUGCCGCCUCGCCGCAUUUGGUGGAGGAUUGAGGAUGGAGGCUGGAGGAGCGCCGGCGAUGGGGAGAAUAAUUGUUUCCCCGUGGAGUGUACGGUCCACUCAAGACGCCGGGGGGGGGGGGGGGAGGGGGGGGGGGUGAUUUGGAAGGGCGCGGAUCGUCGAGCCCCGUUGGUUUACUUGAAAAAAGAGAAGAGAGAGGCGCACGGACCCAAGCUCCACACGGCGUUCGGAGCAGGAGGCACGAGGAAUCCGCGAGGGUGAGAGGAGGAGGAGGAAGAAAUGGAGGUGUUCAAACAAAGUUGACUCUUUGAGUAGCUGGCCGUGUUUCAAGCCGCUUGAUUUUUUUUCACGUGGAAAACAAAACAAGAAAAGAGAGCUGAGACAAGAGGCCUGGAGGUCUCGUGACGAAGGUGUUGACAUGUUUUCGGUUAGUACUUUUUUAAACGCAAUAUUGUUUUGAUUUCCUUGGUUGUUAUUUGUAACUUAUCUAUACAUAAAUAAUUCCAUGGGAAGAGGAAAAAAAGACACACACACACACGCCGUGAGUCAACCCACGUUCCUUUUCUUUCCACGGCAGCGCACGUAUUGAUAGAGCGUACAAAAACGGCGUACACAAGGUCCAGAUAGUAUUGCCACAAUUUGUGUAACUAUUGUAACUGUAACAGCUUAUUUAUUAUUCAACUCGAGCUUAAGAUGAUUUAUAUUGUUAGGUGGCUAUACAAGAGAUGUACAGUCAUGUUCAUUGUAUAGUGUUGUAAUGUCUUGUACAUGUACCAUUAUUAUGAUAUGAAUAAAAAAAAACAUGGGAGCUUUGAUAUUGUUGGCGUUGGCUGCAACCCAACGAGCGGAGCAUUGGUUUAAAGAGGCUCAUCCACGGUGUGGUGAAGGUGAACGUUGUGCAUUCAGGUACCCGCUUCAGUGGUAAGUAAAACAAAUAUAUAAACCCGCAUUCGAGUGACCAUCUUAACACGUUGACUUUCACCCACCAAUCGUAAACUGUCCAACGCAUAGACACGCAUGCCAAUGUAAGGCAAACCAUGUCGGGAGCGGGGGAGGGGGGGGGGCUUUACUGAGGUCGUUCAUGACGAGAAAAGCAAAACCUGUAGUUGAUAUUCCGCAGUAUAUUAUUGUAAGUUGUUUAGAGUGUAUUAAAUAGGCGCAAGGAGUAACGUUGUCUCAGUGUCAUUGGCUCUGUGUCGUGAUGUGCCCACAUCAAUGUUAUCUUUUUACGAAUAAAGGUUCGUUUACAUGACAGAAAUGUAGUUUGAGCAAUGCGCGUGACAGUCAAAGCCAACGCGGGAAUAAUAAAAAUAAAUGUUUAUUUUACGUCUCAAA